This is a messenger RNA of Dendrobium catenatum, 1257 nucleotides long. RefSeq lists its product as uncharacterized. The transcript has 2 exons. The record is from RefSeq and is a predicted model, not a curated record. Bases 1 to 1257 code for a protein of 418 amino acids. Gene Ontology annotation, molecular function: catalytic activity. NCBI's taxonomy places the organism in Eukaryota, Viridiplantae, Streptophyta, Magnoliopsida, Asparagales, Orchidaceae.
AUGGGAUUACUUGAAACCAAAAUCUCUGAUUUUAACAUUAGAGAUGUGAAGAAGAUUAUGGGAGAUGGAUGGGAAUAUGCUAUGGUCCCAUCUAAUGGUUUAUCUGGAGGGAUUAUUGUUCUUUGGAACUCUAACAUUGUUGAUUAUUCCUUGGUUGGUUCUUCAUCCCAAUGUCUUAUUGGAAAUUUAACCAUAAACAAUAAAUGCAAGUGGAGAAUAGCUUCAGUCUAUGGGAGCAAAGACUUAAACAAAAGAAGAGAGCUAUGGGAGUUAAUUGAGUUUUACUUGGUGGAGGACCAUCCUAUGGUAGUAGGAGGAGACUUCAACUGCCUCACUUCUAAAGAAGACAAAAGAGGAGGUAAGAAAUUCCUCUUUUCUCAAGGAGCUAAAGAAAUGGAAGCUUUCAUAACUAAUAAUGAUUUGCAUGAGAUUGGUUUUAUUGGCCAAAGGUUUACAUGGUGUAACAAUAAAUCUGGAGGUGCAAGGAUUUUAGAAAGGCUCGACAGGUGCUUCCUUAAUUCUUUUGCUUUGAAUCAUUUCUCUCAAUUAACUGUUAGACAUCUCGCUAGAAUUGCAUCAGAUCAUAGCCCUUUGGUUCUCAAUUUAUGUAAUUCAAGUUCUUUUAAGAAGAGGAGUAUUAUUUUUGAGGAUGUUUGGGCAUCCUACCCGGCUUCUUUUGCUGUGGUGAAGAGGGAAUGGAGCAAAAAUUGCAAAGUUUUUCAACUCAAAGUGAAACAGAGGAAUUGUCGCUUGGAAGAAUGGCCUAAACAGAAGAAUAUUUUGAAACAGGAGGAAAUAAAUUCUUUAUCCAGAGAAUUCACAGUUGAGGAAAUUGAUUUGGUUAUACAAAAUCUGGGCAAAAAUAUAGAUCCAGGUAGUGAUGGAGUUACAUUCUCAUUCAUCAAAUUCUAUUGGAAGAUUAUCAAUGAAGACUUUGUGAAAGCUUUAAAUCAUUUCUUCAAUCAAGGGAGCAUGGAUUGUAAUUGGAAAGACACUCUUGUGGUUCUCAUUCCAAAGGUUUCUAAUCCUUUGUUGCCAUCUAAUUACAGGCCUAUAAGCCUUUGCAACUCAGUUUAUAAAGUUGCUGCAAAAGUAAUCUUGAACAGGCUUAUGUCGGUCAUCCCUAUGCUUAUCUCGGAUGAGCAGGCUACAUUUAUCAGAGGAAGGUCCAUUUCGGACCAUAUUCUUAUUGCGCAAGAGAUGUUUCAUAAGUUCAGGUACUCCAAGGCAACAAAGGGAUGGUGGCGUACAAAGUAG